UCACACAAAAGAAAAAUGGUGCACACCAUUUUGCUCAUCCAACCUACCGUUCGACCUGAUUCUCGAACAUGGUCUGAUUACGAGUCAACCACUGACUGUCUUGAAGGCAUUUGCAAAAUUUAUGAGGAAUUUCUGAAAAAGCAGAAUCCAUCCAUGGCGAGCAUCACAUACGACGUCUCUCACCUCUACGAGUUUAUCGAUAAGCUCUCAGAUCUCAGCUGCCUUAUUCUCAACACGGUUAGUGGUUCCUUGUUAUCUACUGCAUUCCUUUUCACAGUUUGA
Haemonchus placei is the source of this 282-nucleotide messenger RNA. The record is from the annotation of a GenBank genome assembly. Lineage: Eukaryota; Metazoa; Nematoda; Chromadorea; Rhabditida; Trichostrongylidae.